CUUGUUUAAAUGCGAUGUUUAAUGUUUUGAUACAAAUUAAAGAUUUGAAAUACACUAAACAUCUCUGAUCAAAUAUAAUCACAAUAAUAAUAAUAAUAAUAAUAAUAAAAUGCAACUUCAAAAUGGAACUAAUUUUUUAAAUUCAGAUGAAAUGAAUAAGACUGAAUUAUGGAAACUUUUAUCAAAUUGUGGUAAACUUAUUGAAAUCCCAGAGAAUAAUACAUAUUACAUUAAUGGCACAGGACAUAUGCCUGGUUUGUUUAAACCACACUGGGUUGUAUUAUACAAUGUAGCCUUUGAUGUAUUCUUUGUUGGGUGUAUAUUACUCGCGGGAAUUACAGGGAAUAUAUUAAGCGGAUUUGUUCUGGCUCGUGAUCGAUCUCAUGGAACAACAAGUUUAAUAUUAACCAGUCUAGCUGUAUUCGAUACGCUGUUUUUAAUUCUAUGCUUCUUUUUUCAAUUUCUUAAAACAUUAUCCCUAUAUAUCCUUUGGUUAUCAUAUAUGAAUUUUUAUGCGCAUACAAGUAAAGUACUGUAUGCUUCUGGGAUGGCAGUAAGAAUGAUGCGUAAUUGGACAGUUGUACUUGUUUCAUUAGAACGUUGGGUAGCUGUAUGCAAACCAUUACAUGCACCGAGUAUAUGCACACGUAAGAAAGCGCAUAUUGCAAUCACAUUGAUCGUUGUCCUCUCAUUCCUAUAUAAUAUUCCACAUUUUUUUAUUGUUGAUGCAAUGCCAUAUUUGUGUUAUUUUAACACCACAGACAGUCCAAUUUCUAGUGGAUAUUUUAAUUAUACAAAUUUACCUAAAGGUAUUCUAGUCUAUGACAGUGCUAUACGUCAAUGGGUUGAAAAUAAUUAUCCCUUUCGACUGAUAUAUCGUUUAAUUAGUUAUACAAUAUUAAUAAUUAUCUUACCAAAUGUUAUCAUUGCUAUAUUCAAUGUAUUAUUAAUUCGUGGAAUUAAAUACGCCAAUCAGAGGAGAGCUCAAAUUGUCGCUCGUAUUGAUUGUGCUAAUCGACAAUUCGAGCAGUGUAAUUAUCAUUCCUUACACAGAGAUUAUCAUUCACAUCAACCUAUACAUCAAUCACAUCCCCAUCAUCCUCAUUCCCAUCAUCUUCACCAUCAUCAUCACCAUCACAAUGUGCCAAAGUAUAUCCAUUCAACGCCGAGUUCUUCAGAUAACCACGCUUAUUUUGUACGUAUUUCAAAAUCGAAUCGUUCACGUACAAUGGAGGUGAAUCGGUUAUGCGUUGGAGUGAUUAUCAUUUAUUUAGUGUGUGAGCUACCAGCUGUCGGCUAUCAAAUUAUCCACCUGAUGAAUCAUCGAAGUUUAAUUGAAAUCACACGACCUGUUACAAAUGCUCUAGUCUGUUUGAAUAGUGGAGUGAAUUUUUUUGUCUAUGUAUUUCUCGGCAGAAGAUUUCGUUCCCAAUUGAAAGAUAUAUUUCGUAAUCUAAUUAAUAAGUGUAAAAAGCAUAAUGAACAGAGAAAGCUGAAUGUGCAUACAACACAGUAUAUGAAUUCAUUACGGCAUGAUAUGGCGUCAGUGGAUAAAGAAAGUGAACAGCUGUUAAUGAAAGAUAAUAAUACCAAUAGUAAUAAUAAUAAUAGUAAUAGUAAAAAUAACAAUAGUACUAAAUUUUCAAGACAAAUUCCUCCGUCUGAUUUACAGCCUACAGUGAAUCGGCUUAGUUUAAGUGCAGCUUAUACUACUCAAACGUCAAUUAUGGAAUCAUAGGAAAAAAAACAUUGUUGUAUUUGUUUUGUUUAAUUUAUUUUGUUUUUUGCUGUAUAUAUAUAUAUCCCCGAAUAAUUUACAAAAGUCAUAUGCAACUGAUCGCUAUUCACUGAACAGAGUUUCAAAUGCUGCUAUUAUACUGUCACUGUAAAUAAUGAUACUACACUAAUGAAAAUGACAACUAAUGUCAGAUGAACAAGAAAUGAUAUUCCAUUCCUUUAUUGCAGUCGGUGUAUAAACUGAGAAGGAAUGUUGAACGCCCUCCUCUCACCCCUAUGAACCUCAUCAGAGAAUAAAAAAAAACAUAAGAAAAUCAGAAAUAAUUUAUGAUCUUAUGCACAUAUGUCAAUAAUGGAAGUAAAAAGAAUAUCGACUUGGAUGACAGAAAUAAUGAUUCGAUUGUGAUGUUGAAGAAAAUUGGGUAAAUGGAGAUUUGCAGAUUUCCCACGGAGACUCGAAUCCAGUGUCUAUCGUUUCAAACACCAAAACAAGUUUAUCCAUUAGACCAUUUGAGUUACAGGAGAUACCAUCAAUCAAUUGGGAGGUCGGAAUUGAAUUAAAAACAAAUAAUUCAGUUAUUACAUUCAACAGUAAAACUUAUUUUUCGUCAAAAUCUACGGUUUCAGGGUUGAUGGUGUAUCGUUGACUCAACUAACUGACAUUGUUGUUGAUAGGCAUUUCAUUUGCAGCAAGCAACUGUCUGAAAUGUCUGGUAGGGUAAUUUCUGUGAAAUAAAAAUGUCAUAUUGUCUGAUAAUCAACAUCCUCUCUGUUAUUAGUUGCCAGUUCCUCCCUGUACCUCUUCGGUGGAUUACCAAAGUCUGGUCACUAAACAAAGAUUCAGGACAUCACUAAACAGAACUUACUAUGAUACUUUUUUUCAUUGAUAAAACAAGAUCAAUGUUGUCUUGUAAACCCUCAAUGCCUCCGAACGAUAGUGUCACAUCCUCCUGUGUUUACCAAUUUAGAUAUAUAUGUUUGACCACACGUACAUAGGGAGGACCGAUCAGUCUCUGCGGGUUGGGGUUAUAGAACAAAUCCAAAAAUGAUUGCAGGAACAUUUUGAAUCACCGGAUACAUUCGAUCCCGGAAAACGAUGUCAAACAUCAUCUGUAAGAAAGUAAACAAGGUCGACUUCAAUAAUGCCUUCAAACCCAUAUAUAAAACAAGUUUGGGUCAUGUACUUGAAUUCCUUGAAGGUCUGG
This is a messenger RNA of Trichobilharzia regenti, 2942 nucleotides long. NCBI's taxonomy places the organism in Eukaryota, Metazoa, Platyhelminthes, Trematoda, Strigeidida, Schistosomatidae. The record is from the annotation of a GenBank genome assembly.